AUGGCGCAAAAAGCGACCAAAACCCUCGCUGCCGCUAACACCCGCCGCCUAAACACCACCCUCUACCUCACCCUAGCCUUCCACGGCCUCUUCUGGCUCCUCCGCGCCUUGCUUUUCCGCUCAUCCUUCACACGCCGCUCCCUCCUCCUCUACCUCUUCCUCUCCGCUCCGCAGCUGCUCAUCAACCUGCAAUUCGAGCGCCACUCGCGCCCCACGCUCCUCCCGGAUGGCUCCAUCAAGCGCGCCGGCGAAGACCUCGAUGCCCCCGGCCUGACCGAGUACAUGUGGGAUGUGACGUACUGGACGUACGGUUGUGUGGCAUUGGCAGCACUGCUUGGCGACUGGAUGUGGUGGGGUAUGCUGGUCGUGCCCGUGUAUAGUGUCUAUUCGCUGUAUCGCGUGUACAGGGGGUUCAAGGGCGCGGGAUAUCAGGAUGCUGCUGGUGUGCCGCAACCCGGCCCGGCGCAGAGUAAGAGGCAGGCAAAGAUGGAGAAGAGGGGUGGCCAGAAGGUUGCGUAUAGAUGA
Didymella exigua CBS 183.55 is the source of this 525-nucleotide messenger RNA. RefSeq lists its product as uncharacterized. Gene Ontology annotation, cellular component: intracellular membrane-bounded organelle. NCBI's taxonomy places the organism in Eukaryota, Fungi, Ascomycota, Dothideomycetes, Pleosporales, Didymellaceae. The record is from RefSeq and is a predicted model, not a curated record. The transcript has 2 exons. Bases 1 to 525 code for a protein of 174 amino acids. Gene Ontology annotation, biological process: vacuolar protein processing.